GAUGGGGUUCGUCAAUAAGAUCAUUUCCCGUCUGGACUCGGAGGACAAGUACGGCCCGAUGAUGAAGGAGCUCGGCUGUCGGCACGUGUCAUACGGAGCCAAACCGCAGUACGUCGAUAUGAUGGGGGAGCAGUUCAUUAGCGUCAUCCGUCCCAGUUUGAUCGAGGCCAACCAGUGGAACGAGGGUACCGAGGCCGCGUGGAGAAAACUGUUCCAGGUUAUCGGCUACAGUAUGAAGAUGGGUCUUCAGGAGCAUCAAAGGACGCCCACGCCCCGGCUGAGGCCGAACACACCCUCGCCCAGACCCGGCGCUAGGCAAUACACUCCGGACGAAAACGGCACCAGUGACGUCAUGCGUGCCACCAGUGACGUCACACGCGUGGCAUAGAAAACACUGGGGAUCGGCACCGCUCGCGUCUGCCUUAGCUCAAAUGCGUGGUCCGUUCAGCCGUGAGCGUCCAACAGUGGUGUUCAAGUAUGCGGGCUUGGUAUGGAAAAGAGACUCGGGCAGGUUUCCUGAUGGAAUAUGCCGGGGAAAAUCCACGGAGGUCCUACAGAGUGUUUCAUAAUGAAUGUCAAUUUCAAACUGGGGAGUUCAAAAAGAAAAAGUGUGUCUAGCACGUGCAAACUUUCAAGCAUUGUUGGAAAUUGAUGGACAUUUUAUAUAAAUAGCAUUCAAUGCCAAAUUUGUUGUCAUUCCUUUUUCAGAACGGGAAAUGUCGGGUUCACCUCACGGUUCGCCGUGCUCAAAUACGCCAUUUUAGAAAGAACAGAAGGCGUGGAUACUUGGAUAGUGAUACAGCUCGGAAGCCUUGCCUUAACCCUCGCGGGCCCGGGGGGGCGUUUUUCGCCCCCCCCCCUGGCGGAUAUUUGCGAUAGCUCCCGAACGCUUAGGGAUAUGGAAGCGAAACUUUCAGUACCUUUUCUCCAAUCAGUUUGACAUCUUCUGAAGUAAAAAAUUUGUACCUAGCCCCCUUGAUGACGUCACAGGGUCGAUUUUUCUAUACCCCUGCACGGCAAACUUCGGCGUCACGGACGCAAACUUCAAAUAGCUGCUAAAAAAGAGUUUUAGAGAUAAAGACAAAUUACGAGCACGGUUGUGUAGCGUUUGACCUAGAGAAAAAUAGAAAAAUAGUUUUGGUGACCUGAGGUCAGAGGUCAGGUCAACGACCCCGAAAUGUGGUUUUAGUUUUUCGCAAAUAACUUCGACAAAAAUGAUCCUAGAGCUUCGGUAGUGGUACCAUCGCAUUCGUCUUGUCAAGCCGCGUCGAAUGAUAUAUAUUUUGUUUGGAAAAGGGUCAAGUUUUAUGUUGACCUCAUGUGACCUCAAAUGACCUUUGGUUGACCUUGACACAUGAAAGGUCGUUUAUGAUGGGUUUGUACCCGCUGAUCACGAAUUUGUCAUCUUUUUUCCUCUAAGCCUUCAUUUAGAGCUUCCGGAUGGCAAAAUUGUCUUAUUUCUUAUUACUAACUUGAAUCAGCGAAAUAGCCUCUACCAAGGAUACUCUUCUGUGACCUUGACCUUUGAGAAGCCUUGCAUCGUAAGAUGAACCACAAAUAGAGAACUGAUAAGCCUCAAAACAUUUCAAAACAUCUUGGAAAUUAGCACGCAAGAUGUACGAAAAAGUGCAAAGUUUGAGGUCAAUUUUGAGCGUGACCUUGACCUUAACCUUUGAUUUUGAGAACAGUUUCGGAAUCCUCAGAUUCUCUUCUUUUGUUUGACACCCAAUUUUGCCGGUUUGAUGCAUCUUGCCGUCUUCUAGAACGCUUACUUUGAGAUCACUACACAUGUGCCGGUUUUUGCCUUUGACCUUGACCUCUGACCUUGAAAAUUGACCUGAGGUAAAAAAUUUUAGGUGCUUUAGAUUCGUCUUGUAAGGAACUUUCGUUUGGUAUCACUUUUGUUUCCGUACCUCCCUUAUUUACGGAGAUAGACAGGGGGGCGAAAAACGCCCCUCCCCGGGCUGCGAUGGUUGGGAUUACCCCCCGGGCCCGGCCGGGUUAAGAACAUCUCCAAAUUUAUGAGAAAGUUUCGGCUUCACUUUAGAGAUAACCCUUCACUUUAGAGUUCACUUUAGACUUAGAGCAAGACUUCGUUAACUCCCCAUGGACUGCGAAGAAGUGCUCCGGGCCGUGCACCAUAUUCGUGGACCGAUCUUCACUGGGCUGUCGUGGAACCGUUUGUCUAGAUAGAGAAAAGUGAACAGACAAAAAUCAAAUGUCCAAGUCUUCUGGUGUAUGUGAAUCUGUAAAUUAUGCAAAUAUAUUGUUUUGUAUGGUUAAAAUGGCGAAUUUAAAAUUGACAUUCUUUAUGAAACAUCCUGUAUAUAUAACUAAAACGAAGGUGCAAUCAUUGAUCUUACUGUAAGUGGUCAGACAGCGGAAUAUUUCCCAGAAAUGAACGAAAAAGUUUCUUUUUCUUCGUUUUGAUUCGGUGGUGUUGUAGGGCAGGUAGAUUUGUAGACGACAAUCAGGUACAGUGGCCAGGUCCACUAGACGGGCUCUGAAUUCUGAUUGCCUUGUAGCGUGGAGCACGUUAAUAUGUCGUAGGUUGACCUACAUUCUGACUCUGUCGUUGAUAUUUGAUGUUGACUAGGUACACAUUGUAGCUGAGUAAUUAGUGUGAAAAGCACAAAUAUGCACACAUAGGCCAUCGUCAAUUCAACGAAUCUCGAACCGAUGCAUCAAAUGUAACGUCCAGUGAAACCAUUGUGUCGUCUGAUUGACCCAUAAUGCCGACCAGUGAAACCAUUGCGACGUUCAGGGAACUGACUAUGACUUAGCGAUUUGUUUUGUCUGCAUUAGCCAAAGUGAAUAAAUGUAUGCUAAUCACUGGCAAAAAUGUAGCUAAGUACUUUUUUUCUUCAAAAGUUGUUUGGUUUUAAAUUCAUAGCCAUGUGUCACGUGUAUUUCGGUACCUUCGUAGAACCAAGAAAUUCCAACCGUUACAAUCAACAUUCAACAUUCUUGUGUGGACGGUAAAUACCUGGAAAUGGUAUCUGCUAAAAUAAGCUAAAUUUAAAUUAUGCUAGAAUUAGGUGAUGUUCCAUUUUCUUAGAUUCUGUUUUUGCCCUUUUCGCUGGCUGAAGCGUAUGACUGAAAAGUAUAAAAACAUGUUUGGAGCCAAACAACUUUUGAAGCAAAAACGAACCAUAACGCCUGUGGUAGUGGCGGAUAGUCUGAUGCCGUGAAUCAGGAUCCCCAAUCAUGCAUGCUUUGACUGGAGCCUGAGAGAGGAGGCGGUGGACUGGUGCCAUGAACCAUGAUGACGACUUAUGUUGAACAAUAAAAAUGCACACGCCUUGCUA
Molecule: messenger RNA, 3308 nt
Organism: Amphibalanus amphitrite
Lineage: Eukaryota; Metazoa; Arthropoda; Thecostraca; Balanomorpha; Balanidae
Exons: 3
Coding region: 2-388 (128 amino acids)
Molecular function (GO): heme binding; oxygen binding
Source: RefSeq, a predicted model, not a curated record